Molecule: messenger RNA, 381 nt
Organism: Exophiala viscosa
Lineage: Eukaryota; Fungi; Ascomycota; Eurotiomycetes; Chaetothyriales; Herpotrichiellaceae
Product: 50S ribosomal protein L30e-like protein
Exons: 4
Coding region: 1-381 (126 amino acids)
Biological process (GO): maturation of LSU-rRNA; maturation of SSU-rRNA; mRNA splicing, via spliceosome
Cellular component (GO): box C/D methylation guide snoRNP complex; precatalytic spliceosome; small-subunit processome
Molecular function (GO): RNA binding
Source: RefSeq, a predicted model, not a curated record
AUGGCUGAUAACCCGUCUGCAGCAUGGCCAGUCGCUGACUCUGCGCUUUCGCAAAAAAUCCUCGAUACCGUCCAGCAAGCAUCGCACUACAAGCAACUGAAGAAAGGCGCAAACGAGGCUACUAAGACCUUGAAUCGCGGUACUUCCGAGUUGCUCGUUCUUGCCGCUGACACAUCACCACUGGCGAUUCUGCUUCAUUUGCCUCUUUUGGCCGAGGACAAGAACGUUCCGUACGUCUAUGUUCCAUCAAAGGUCGCUUUGGGACGUGCUUGCGGCGUUUCGAGGGCUGUCAUUGCAGCAAGCAUUACAACCAACGAGUCUUCGGAUCUGAUGCCCCAAAUCCGCGAACUGAAGAACCGUGUGGAGAGAUUGAUGAUCUGA